Brienomyrus brachyistius is the source of this 2168-nucleotide messenger RNA. It is a transcript of the gene crygs2, whose product is annotated as crystallin, gamma S2. The record is from RefSeq and is a predicted model, not a curated record. The transcript is spliced from 2 exons. Gene Ontology annotation, biological process: visual perception; lens development in camera-type eye. Bases 1698 to 2069 code for a protein of 123 amino acids. NCBI's taxonomy places the organism in Eukaryota, Metazoa, Chordata, Actinopteri, Osteoglossiformes, Mormyridae. Gene Ontology annotation, molecular function: structural constituent of eye lens.
AGAUGCUUUUACCCAAAGCGACAGGCCCAGCCAGCCAGGCAAUUGAGGUUAGGGGACUUGCUGAAGGGCUCAGUGGUGAAAUCACUCUGGUGACCCCAGCACUAAAACUAGCAACCUUCCAGUCAGGGUCACCGCUUCCUAGCUUCAGAGUUGGUAGUUGAAAUCCCAUCACCUGUCUGAGGUUUACUCCUGCAUUGUGCUCUAUGAUAAACUGCAAUAAGCUCCGGGACUUCCCCACAACCCUGUACUGGCUGAGUGGUUAGAAGAUGGUUAGGUAUAAGCAGUAAAACAUGUAAGAGGGUCUGUGCGAUAGAGUGACAAACAGCAUUGAGCAGUGGACAAUAAUGUAGUCACUUAAGAUAUAGUGAAUAUGACUAGUGAUGCAAUGACAAAUGUGUUAUUGCUAUUCUGACUCAGAAUACAAACUUAAUUUGCUCAUGUGCGUCCUGGUUUUGCUUUGAAAUGGAGUGUGAUGUGCUGGACCAAUUAACAAACAUUUUCUUGUCAGCUCAAAACCAUGAGGGUUGAAUGGGAACAUGGUGUUGUGCAUUUGUUUUCUUUUUGCCUACUCAUAGGUUGACAAAUUUACCAUCUUGUAUUUAUCAUUGGCACAUACACUUUUAAAAUUGGUUUUGCUUUUUGUUGUAUGAGAAUGCUGAAUCACAAAAGUAGUUCUGUUCAUUCAGUGCAGAGUGAUACAAUGAUCCAGAGUGUCUGGGCUCUAAAAACUGGCAUUGGGUUUCUUGGCAAAGGGAUGGAUUGCGGGUGGGGUUAGGGAGGGGCUGGUGUGGGGGUGUUUCAGGGAAACACUGGCCUGCCUUUAUGCCAUAAUCCUUCUUUGCUUUUCUGGAAUACAUGAAUAGCCUCAGAAUCACUGACUCAAUUUUUGGAUCUAAUUUUCAUGACAAAGCGACUGUCCCAUUUAUAAAACCCAGUAGGGUAUAAAAAUGCCCAGCAGGCUAGUCUGCCCCAACGCCAGGGAGACUUCAGAGAGAUAACCCCAGUGUGUUUGAGCCAUGUCAAAAAUGGGCCGGGUGAGUACAGGAGCUUCAUGCACCUCAGUGACUCUGUUAAAAAAUAACAAUUGGGUGCUUUAGCCAUUGGUGUCAGUCGACAGAGCAGUAAUGACUACAGGUGAACCUGGAAUGAUUCUGAGCCUGACACAUUUUCUUUACUAUGCGCUAACAGAACCCUUCAUCGAUAUUGAUCUGUGAUUAUGCACAGUCAAGAAAAAGGACUGAAAGCUUUGUGUUGGUCUUUGACCUUUUAUAGCCCAUGACGCCUGCUUGCUUUCAUGCUCUAUUGAUGUCAUGGAAUUGAACCUUUCAGCCAGAUUAUCUUUUCAGGGCAAUGCUGUUUUCCUAAUGAAUGCCUACAGGCAAACUUAGUAUUCUACUUACAGGAGAGUUGUAGCACGCAGGCAGUAAUUCAUGCCCGAGAUGCAAAAACCGAUGUCGCCAAUCCUCUCAACUUCCAAGGCAUGUCACAUGGCACAAAUCCUCUUCAUCUAAGCAAAAUUCUGUUUAUUGCCAUUUGCAUCUUCUCCCUUCCAGAUCAUCUUCUAUGAGGACAAGAACUUCCAGGGCCGUCGGUAUGAAUGUGACAGCGACUGUACCGACUUCCAUACCUACCUGAGCCACUGUAAUUCCAUCCGUAUCGAAAGCGGUGUUUGGGUUGUGUAUGAGCGCCCCAACUACAUGGGUUACCAAUACGUGCUGACCCGUGGGGAGUACCCUGAAUACCUGCGCUGGAUGGGAUUUAACGAUCGCCUAAGCUCCUGCAAGAUGAUCCACAUUGCCACUGGGAGCCAGUACAGGAUCCAGCUCUAUGACAAGGCCGACUUUGCAGGACAGGUCUUCGAGUGUAUGGAGGACUGCCCCUCCCUUCAGGAGCGCUUCCGCAUCAGAGAGCUCCACUCAUGCAAGGUGCUGGAGGGGGUGUGGGUCUUCUACGAGCACCCUAACUACCGCGGGCGCCAGUUUCUGCUGGAGGAAGGCGAGUACCGCAAGCCUGUGGACUGGGGUGCCGCCUGUCCCACGGUGCAGUCCUUCCGCCGCCUCAAAGAGUGAUCCCUGCCGAGGCCCCCUGCCCCCACCCCGAAUACCCCCAACGACUUAGAAUAAUGACUCACUUAAGCACUUGUUCAAUAAAAAACUGAGUGGCAAGCA